AUGACUGUGCUGGCCAGGGCCCGGCGGGGUAUCUGGCAGCUCUCUCCGCAGGUGGUGUUGCUCCUGCUCUUUGCCUUCUGCUUGCUCAGUGUUUUCGUCUCUGCUUACUAUUUAUAUGGGUGGAAAAGGGGCUUGGAGCCCUCUGGGGACGUGGCGGGGCUGGACUGCGACGAGCCCAAGGUGGCCCCUUCCCGUUUGCUGCCACUGAAGACCCUCAAGGUGGCCGACUCCUCUCGCACAGACCCCUUGGUGCUGGUCUUCGUGGAGAGCCUCUACUCCCAGCUGGGCCAGGAGAUUGUGGCCAUUUUGGAGUCGAGUCGCUUCAAAUACAGGACAGAGAUUGCCCCGGGGAAGGGGGACAUGCCCACACUGACCGACAAGGACCGGGGACGCUUUGCACUCAUCAUCUACGAGAACAUCCUCAAGUAUGUCAACCUGGAUGCCUGGAACCGGGAGCUGCUGGACAAGUACUGCGUGGAGUAUGGUGUGGGCAUCAUUGGCUUCUUCAAGGCCAAUGAAAACAGCCUUCUGAGUGCCCAGCUGAAGGGCUUCCCACUCUUCCUGCACUCCAACCUGGCGCUGAAGGACUGCAGCAUCAACCCCAAGUCACCCCUGCUGUACAUCACACGCCCCAGUGAGGUGGAGAAGGGUGUGCUCCCCGGAGAGGACUGGACUGUCUUCCAGUCCAACCACUCCACCUACGAGCCUGUCCUCCUGGCCAAGACCAAGUCAGCUGAGUCCAUCCCGCACAUGAGUGUGGACGCUGCCCUGCACACCACUGUGAUGCAGGACCUGGGCCUCCACGAUGGCAUUCAGAGGGUGCUUUUCGGCAACAACCUCAACUUCUGGCUGCACAAGUUGGUCUUUGUGGACUCUGUCUCCUUCCUGACGGGCAAGAGGUUGUCUCUGCCCCUUGACCGCUACAUCCUGGUGGACAUCGAUGACAUCUUUGUGGGCAAGGAGGGCACACGCAUGAAGGUGGAAGAUGUCAAGGCACUGUUUGACACACAGAAUGAGCUGCGCACCCACAUCCCAAACUUCACCUUCAACCUGGGAUACUCAGGGAAAUUCUUCCACACAGGUACUGAUGCUGAGGACGAAGGCGAUGACCUGCUGCUGUCCUACGUGAAGGAGUUCUGGUGGUUCCCCCACAUGUGGAGCCACAUGCAGCCUCACCUCUUCCACAACCAGUCGGUUCUCGCCGAGCAGAUGACCUUAAACAAGAAAUUCGCUAUAGAGCAUGGCAUCCCCACUGACAUGGGGUACGCUGUGGCCCCCCACCACUCGGGUGUGUACCCUGUCCACGUGCAGCUGUACGAAGCUUGGAAGCAGGUUUGGUCCAUCAGGGUGACGAGCACCGAGGAAUAUCCACACCUGAAACCCGCUCGCUACCGCCGUGGCUUCAUCCACAAUGGCAUCAUGGUACUCCCCCGACAAACCUGUGGCCUGUUCACACACACCAUUUUCUACAAUGAAUACCCUGGUGGCUCCAGUGAGCUGGACAAAAUCAUCAAUGGGGGUGAACUGUUCCUGACUGUCCUCCUGAACCCCAUCAGCAUCUUCAUGACCCAUCUGUCCAACUAUGGCAACGACCGCCUGGGCUUGUACACCUUCAAGCACCUGGUCCGCUUCCUCAACUCCUGGACCAACUUGAAGCUGCAGACAUUGCCCCCUGUGCAGCUGGCACAGAAGUACUUCCAGAUAUUUUCUGAGGAGAAGGACCCACUGUGGCAGGAUCCCUGUGAAGACAAACGACACAAGGACAUUUGGUCCAAAGAAAAGACCUGUGACCGAUUCCCGAAGCUUCUCAUCAUCGGGCCUCAAAAAACAGGAACAACUGCCCUUUAUCUCUUUCUGGGGAUGCACCCGGACCUGAGCAGCAACUACCCCAGCUCAGAGACCUUUGAGGAGAUACAGUUCUUCAAUGGACACAACUAUCACAAGGGCAUCGACUGGUACAUGGAAUUCUUCCCCAUCCCUUCCAACACCACCUCUGACUUCUACUUUGAGAAAAGUGCCAACUACUUUGACUCUGAAGUGGCUCCCCGGCGAGCUGCAGCCCUGCUGUCCAAGGCCAAAAUCAUCACCAUCCUCAUCAACCCUGCAGAUCGAGCCUACUCCUGGUAUCAGCACCAGCGAGCUCACGAUGACCUGGUUGCCCUGAAGUACACCUUCCACGAGGUGAUCACAGCGGGGCCCGAGGCUGCCCCGAAGCUGCGGACCCUGCAGAAUCGCUGCCUGGUGCCAGGCUGGUACGCCACCCACAUCGAGCGCUGGCUCAACAGCUACCACGCCAACCAGAUCCUGGUGCUGGAUGGCAAGCUGCUCCGUACAGAACCUGCCAAAGUGAUGGAGACGGUCCAGAAAUUCCUUGGCGUGACCAACUUCAUUGAUUAUCACAAGACCCUGGCGUUUGAUCCAAAGAAAGGAUUCUGGUGUCAGCUUCUGGAUGGAGGGAAAACAAAAUGCUUGGGAAAGAGCAAAGGGAGGAAGUACCCCGAGAUGGAUUCAGAUUCACGCUCCUUCCUGCGGGACUAUUACAGGGACCAUAACAUAGAGCUCUCCAAGCUCCUGUACAAAAUGGGGCAGACGUUGCCCACCUGGCUGCGGGAGGAGCUGCAGAGCACCAGGUAGCUGCUGCUGCCACCCCCAGAAAUACCUGAGUGGGGCUGACCCUGUGCCAGCAGGACCUUCUCAGCAAUACCUGACCUUGGAGGGGACCCCAGGAGCACACAGCAUCACUGGAGGCUUGGAGGGGACCCCCAGUAGCAUAUGGCUGCACCAGAGGCAUGGAGAGGACCCCCAGGAGCACAGGGCUCCACUGGAGGCUGGCUGAGCAGUGAUCCAACUCUACAAUCUCUGUGCUCCCACCUCUCUACCUGUCCCACACCUGUAUCUCUUUCAUUUUACUUUUCCUUUUUAAUUCCUUAUCCCUUCCCACCCAGCUCUGGCAUAGGGAAGUGGCACGAAUUCCCCCCUUCUCUGCUCAAAAUGGGUUCCAACUGCCUUGGGCCCGAGGACAGCACCAGAGCUGUCCCUCACUUUCUGGUAUGAGGGUGGAGGAGCUGGUGGUGGCUUUGCUGAGCUGGAGUGGAGGGAUGGAGCUGGUGGAGACCCAAAGCACAGAGGAACCCAGAACCACUCCUGCCAUCAGCCCCAUGGCAGGAAACAGGAGAGUUUGCUGGAUUCCUCCAGCACCUACUUGGAAAAGCUGAGAGCAAGGUGGAUUUUUCUUUCAAAGACUGGGGCACAAUUUCUGUCAUCUCUGUCAUCAUUUUCAAGCUCCUCAACCUUUGGCUCCCCAUCCAUGGGAAGUCUGGUGGGAAAGUGGCCUAGCAGGAGAAGGGGCUGGCAUGCUGGUCUUGGCAUACUGGUCCCAGUAUGCUCAUGACCCCCAAGGCCAUCCUGCAAACUUGUACACAUGUGGUGUUUCCUGUGGUAAAGCCAAGUGGUGCCCAACACACCCUGGCAUGGAGGAGAGCUCGGGGACAGAACAGACAUUGGGAUAACGGCAAUCAGAAGAAU
Cinclus cinclus is the source of this 3525-nucleotide messenger RNA. RefSeq names its product N-deacetylase and N-sulfotransferase 1 (gene NDST1). The record is from RefSeq and is a predicted model, not a curated record. NCBI's taxonomy places the organism in Eukaryota, Metazoa, Chordata, Aves, Passeriformes, Cinclidae. The transcript has 14 exons. Bases 1 to 2634 code for a protein of 877 amino acids. Gene Ontology annotation, cellular component: Golgi apparatus. Gene Ontology annotation, molecular function: heparan sulfate N-sulfotransferase activity; deacetylase activity.